Molecule: messenger RNA, 2832 nt
Organism: Knipowitschia caucasica
Lineage: Eukaryota; Metazoa; Chordata; Actinopteri; Gobiiformes; Gobiidae
Source: the annotation of a GenBank genome assembly
AUGAUCAUCUCCUACAUUCUUCAUCAUUCUACCACAGUCUUCAUCACUCUACCACAGUCUUCAUCAUUCUACCACAGUCUUCAUCACUCUACCACAGUCUUCAUCACUCUACCACAGUCUUCAUCACUCUAUCACAGUCUUCAUCACUUCAUCACUCUACCACAGUCUACAUCACUCUACCACAGUCUUCAUCAUUCUACCACAGUCUACAUCACUCUACCACAGUCUUCAUCAUUCUACCACAGUCUUCAUCACUCUACAACAGUCUUCAUCACUCUACUCUACCACAGUCUUCAUCACUCUACCACAGUCUACAUCACUCUACCACAGUCUUCAUCAUUCUACCACAGUCUUCAUCACUCUACCACAGUCUUCAUCACUCUACCACAGUCUUCAUCACUCUACCAUAGUCUUCAUCAUUCUACCACAGUCUUCAUCACUCUACCAGAGUCUUCAUCACUCUACCACAGUCUUCAUCACUCUACCACAGUCUUCAUCACUCUACCACAUUCUUCAUCAUUCUACCACAGUCUUCAUCACUCUACCACAGUCUUCAUCACUCUACCACAGUCUUCAUCACUCUACCACAGUCUUCAUCACCCUACCACAGUCUUCAUCACUCUACCACAGUCUUCAUCACUCUACCACAGUCUUCAUCACUCUACCACAGUCUUCAUCACUCUACCACAGUCUUCAUCAAUCUACCACAGUCUUCAUCACUCUACCACAGUCUUCAUCACUCUACCACAGUCUUCAUCAUUCUACCACAGUCUUCAUCACUCUACCACAGUCUUCAUCAUUCUACCACAGUCUUCAUCAUUCUACCACAGUCUUCAUCACUCUACUCUACCACAGUCUUCAUCACUCUACCACAGUCUUCAUCACUCUACCACAGUCUUCAUCAUUCUACCACAGUCUUCAUCACUCUACCACAGUCUUCAUCAUUCUACCACAGUCUUCAUCACUCUACCACAGUCUUCAUCACUCUACCACAGUCUUCAUCACUCUAUCACAGUCUUCAUCACUUCAUCACUCUACCACAGUCUACAUCACUCUACCACAGUCUUCAUCAUUCUACCACAGUCUACAUCACUCUACCACAGUCUUCAUCAUUCUACCACAGUCUUCAUCACUCUACAACAGUCUUCAUCACUCUACUCUACCACAGUCUUCAUCACUCUACCACAGUCUACAUCACUCUACCACAGUCUUCAUCAUUCUACCACAGUCUUCAUCACUCUACCACAGUCUUCAUCACUCUACCACAGUCUUCAUCACUCUACCAUAGUCUUCAUCAUUCUACCACAGUCUUCAUCACUCUACCACAGUCUUCAUCACUCUACCACAGUCUUCAUCACUCUACCACAGUCUUCAUCACUCUACCACAUUCUUCAUCAUUCUACCACAGUCUUCAUCACUCUACCACAGUCUUCAUCACUCUACCACAGUCUUCAUCACUCUACCACAGUCUUCAUCACCCUACCACAGUCUUCAUCACUCUACCACAGUCUUCAUCACUCUACCACAGUCUUCAUCACUCUACCACAGUCUUCAUCACUCUACCACAGUCUUCAUCACUCUACCACAGUCUUCAUCAUUCUACCACAGUCUUCAUCACUCUACCACAGUCUUCAUCAUUCUACCACAGUCUUCAUCACUCUACCACAGUCUUCAUCAUUCUAUCACAGUCUUCAUCACUUCAUCACUCUACCACAGUCUACAUCACUCUACCACAGUCUUCAUCAUUCUACCACAGUCUACAUCACUCUACCACAGUCUUCAUCACUCUAUCACAGUCUUCAUCACUUCAUCACUCUACCACAGUCUACAUCACUCUACCACAGUCUUCAUCAUUCUACCACAGUCUACAUCACUCUACCACAGUCUUCAUCAUUCUACCACAGUCUUCAUCACUCUACAACAGUCUUCAUCACUCUACUCUACCACAGUCUUCAUCACUCUACCACAGUCUACAUCACUCUACCACAGUCUUCAUCAUUCUACCACAGUCUUCAUCACUCUACCACAGUCUUCAUCACUCUACCACAGUCUUCAUCACUCUACCAUAGUCUUCAUCAUUCUACCACAGUCUUCAUCACUCUACCACAGUCUUCAUCACUCUACCACAGUCUUCAUCACUCUACCACAGUCUUCAUCACUCUACCACAUUCUUCAUCAUUCUACCACAGUCUUCAUCACUCUACCACAGUCUUCAUCACUCUACCACAGUCUUCAUCACUCUACCACAGUCUUCAUCACCCUACCACAGUCUUCAUCACUCUACCACAGUCUUCAUCACUCUACCACAGUCUUCAUCACUCUACCACAGUCUUCAUCACUCUACCACAGUCUUCAUCAAUCUACCACAGUCUUCAUCACUCUACCACAGUCUUCAUCACUCUACCACAGUCUUCAUCAUUCUACCACAGUCUUCAUCACUCUACCACAGUCUUCAUCAUUCUACCACAGUCUUCAUCAUUCUACCACAGUCUUCAUCACUCUACUCUACCACAGUCUUCAUCACUCUACCACAGUCUUCAUCACUCUACCACAGUCUUCAUCAUUCUACCACAGUCUUCAUCAUUCUACCACAGUCUUCAUCACUCUACCACAGUCUUCAUCACUCUACCACAACUGACCACGCCCCCUCAGACUGACCACGCCACCCUCGUACUGACCACGCCCCCUCGUACUGACCUCGGCACCCUCGGAUUGACCACGCCCCCUCAUGCUGACCACGCCACCCGCGGACUGACCACACCCACUUCAGAAAGACCACGCCCUCUCAGACUUACCACACCCCCUCAGACUGACCACACCCCCUCAUACUGA